AAAUAGUACCUCUUCGGGUCGUUCUAUCCGCCUAUACAGCUCGCAGAAUGGUGACGUCAGCAAUGGCAACGUCGUUAAGCCUAUCAACCGCUUCUCCUGGUUACAAAGUCUCAUCUUUUCCACUGUUUCCGCAGCGAAACUUAACUUUGAGACCUGUAAUUUCAGCUCUGUCAAGCUCCUAUGGCGAUUCUUCGUUAAUUGGAUUUUCUAGUAGAAGAAGCAGAUUGCCUUUAAAGCAUGACCACCAGGGUGAUUUUUAUUCUAAUCCAAGUAAUGGUGUGAUAGAAGCCAAAAAAGGGAAUCCACCCAUCAUGCCAGCAGUGAUGACUCCUGGGGGACCUUUAGAUCUUUCAACAGUAUUGUUCAGAAAUCGCAUAAUCUUUAUUGGGCAGCCAAUUAAUUCACAAGUAGCUCAGAGAGUUAUAUCGCAACUAGUGACAUUGGCAACAAUUGAUGAAGAAUCCGAUAUUUUGAUGUAUCUGAACUGCCCAGGUGGAAGUACAUACUCUGUCUUGGCCAUAUAUGACUGCAUGUCCUGGAUAAAGCCAAAGGUUGGCACAGUAUGUUUCGGGGUAGCUGCAAGCCAAGGUGCACUUCUUCUUGCUGGUGGAGAAAAGGGAAUGCGGUAUGCAAUGCCAAAUGCCCGUAUAAUGAUACAUCAACCACAAAGUGGGUGCGGGGGUCAUGUGGAAGAUGUAAGGCGCCAAGUAAAUGAAGCUGUUCAAUCUCGUCAUAAAAUCGAUAAAAUGUAUGCUGCCUUUACUGGCCAAUCUCUUGAGAAGGUGCAACAGUACACAGAGAGAGACCGUUUCUUGUCUGUGUCUGAGGCUAUGGAGUUUGGUCUCAUUGAUGGGGUUUUGGAAACAGAGUACUAAAUGCAGAGGCAUAUAUUCAAGACAGCUGAAUCCGUACAAUCACAUUCUAAAUUUACACAGCUCUGGUACCAUGAGAUGCAAUCAGGGCAAACAGGCCCAACAUUGAGCUGGUUGCGGAUGUAUCAUCCUCAGAUAUUACACCAUUUUUUUUUUUUCUUUUUGAUUUAGUAACACCAAUUUUAGAAUGGAUCCAUCUGAGAGUAGAUAAAUGUAUUGAAUCUUUGAAACAUUUUGACCUAAGAAGCAUUACUUAAAGCUUAGCAAUAUGGUAAAGUAAAACAAGUGACAUCCGCAUUGUGGGGAAGAAUGAGCUUCUAUUUGCAAUGUCA
Molecule: messenger RNA, 1204 nt
Organism: Sesamum indicum (sesame)
Lineage: Eukaryota; Viridiplantae; Streptophyta; Magnoliopsida; Lamiales; Pedaliaceae
Product: ATP-dependent Clp protease proteolytic subunit 6, chloroplastic
Biological process (GO): protein quality control for misfolded or incompletely synthesized proteins
Cellular component (GO): endopeptidase Clp complex
Molecular function (GO): ATP-dependent peptidase activity; serine-type endopeptidase activity; ATPase binding
Source: RefSeq, a predicted model, not a curated record